Messenger RNA from Puccinia graminis f. sp. tritici CRL 75-36-700-3, 708 nucleotides. RefSeq lists its product as uncharacterized. The transcript is spliced from 3 exons. The record is from RefSeq and is a predicted model, not a curated record. The coding region runs from base 1 to 708 and encodes 235 amino acids. Lineage: Eukaryota; Fungi; Basidiomycota; Pucciniomycetes; Pucciniales; Pucciniaceae.
AUGACUGUACAGGUUACAAAUCUGUUACCGAGGUCUCGAUUGGGGCCCGGUAACCUGGCAGUUGCCCGGUGGGGGCCGGGCAUGCACCGAUCUGAUGGCGGCUUCCUGCUCAAAAAAUUGAGAGGAUUCCGAUGGUCCAACUCCCGACUUCUCAACUCGAAAAAUGAGGGAGUUGGGCCUCAAUGCCUGGAAGACUGUCGCUGUACACGGCCAGAUACAGGACGAAGAGGCACAAAAAAGAGCUCGCGACCGCAAGCUUUAUGGGAACUGCUGUACGCUGACCCCAUGGUCAUCGACGAUGAUUCCUCUUCCAACUCCAGACCAGAAUCUAUUCCUUUUGGCCCCACCACCGAGUGGGGAAACACCCAGCUGGCCGCUCCUCCAGUCAACGCCGCCAAUCCCAACCCGUCGGCUCGAGACAUGAUGGAGUUUGAUUAUAAUACGAUUCAAAAUCGUCUCGUCGGUGCCAAUCCAUAUCCAUUUUGCACACAAGUUUACCGCAAGGAAGACCUCCUCUUCUUAUUCCAAAACGUCGCCAACAACUUCAUCCACUUAUCCAAUAAGUAUCCUGCAUCCACACUUGGCGAGAUUGAUAUCGCUGAGAUUCUUGAAGAAGUAGAGUCAAAUCUUUUAAGAAUUGCGGCUAUCUUUGCUGCGGCUGAGGUCGCGGCUAGGAGUGCGGAUACUAGAAAACUCAACAUUAACUGA